Fomitiporia mediterranea MF3/22 is the source of this 1227-nucleotide messenger RNA. RefSeq lists its product as uncharacterized. Lineage: Eukaryota; Fungi; Basidiomycota; Agaricomycetes; Hymenochaetales; Hymenochaetaceae. The record is from RefSeq and is a predicted model, not a curated record. Bases 1 to 1227 code for a protein of 408 amino acids. The transcript is spliced from 14 exons.
AUGGCCACCACCGCUGAGCAGAUUGCUCUGCUCCCGCAGAUCGUUUCGGAUACGCGAACGACGAACUAUCUCACGUUGGCGGCAUUUGUGAUAUUUUUGUAUGAUAUGGUCUUGACGUUUCCCAGAGAGCUAGAGCUCGUGUGGAAGGCGCGGUGGACAACCGGAAAGGUUUUGUUCAUUUUGAACAGACUCGCCUUUGAAAGUGCCGCUUACGGAUUUGCAGAUAUGUUUGAUUACUUUUCCCCUUUUAACAUAAUCAGUUUUGCGUUGUUUCAAAUUAUGUGGAAGCCUGUUAUACUCAUUCUGCGAACACUUGCCUUGUGGGAACAAAAUCGAAAGAUCCUUGUUUUCCUGCUCGCGGCACUCCUGGCAACAGAUGGCACAAUCAUUGCUUCAAUAGCUCUCAUCACGAAAUCACUUUCCUUCCAAGACCGUCCCGUAACCAAGCAGAUUCUAGGGUGCUAUGGCGCUCUGAACGACAUUUCCAUAUCGCAGGCAAUACCGUCUUGGGCUGCCUUAAUAGCGUUUGAUACUAUUGUGUUUGCUUUAACGGUGGUGCGUGUAGAGGGCAUUCGGAGAGCGAAGAAGGACCAGAGUCGGUUAUUGCAUAUUCUCUUCCGGGAUGGCAUUAUGUUCUAUCUGAUCAUGCUAGCCGCGAGCGUCGCGAACCUCGCUUUAUACGCAGGUCUCCCUUUCAGACGACGAGGGCUCAUCAUCUCGCUCAUACCACUCCUACGUACAGUCAUGUCAGUCUGUACUGCACGGCUUCUCCUGAACCUGCGCGAGGCGGCAGUGGAGACAGGGAAUGGACGGAUAGGAGAAGGUUGGAAUUGGGCGUUGGGAGAACUCGAAGGGGAUUGCGGUACAAGUACCGGGAAGGUGGAGUCUACUCUUACCUUCUCUCGGACGGGUGCGUCGGUUGAGCUUGCAAGGUGUUCGUUCUUCGAUCCGCAGAGCUCGCAAAGUGCGGACAGUCCUGCACCUCUGCCCGUCGAAGUUCAAGAACCUGAGUUUGAGCUUGAGCUUCUUCCACCGCCCCCGCCGUUGUCGGAGAGGGGGAGGAUUAUUGUAUCUGUUAGCACUGAGGCUGAAGUGUAUACUGAUGAUGGACAUUCGUUGGAGCCGAGUAGUUUGAGGGCGGCUGUGCUUGAUAGGUUUACGAGCCUUGCGAAUGGGGAUAUUGAGCUUGGUGAACUUAGGGGGCGUUCACCAGAUAUUACACGCUAA